Besnoitia besnoiti is the source of this 2601-nucleotide messenger RNA. Its product is annotated as subtilisin SUB6. Lineage: Eukaryota; Apicomplexa; Conoidasida; Eucoccidiorida; Sarcocystidae. The record is from RefSeq and is a predicted model, not a curated record. The coding region runs from base 1 to 2601 and encodes 866 amino acids. Gene Ontology annotation, molecular function: serine-type endopeptidase activity. The transcript has 9 exons. Gene Ontology annotation, biological process: proteolysis.
AUGCGCGAGGCAGUCUCAGUUCGAGAACGGCCUGCCGCUUCUCCGCUGCAGGGGGAGUCGCGCAACGCCGCAGUCUCCCGCGGUCUCCCGCGAUGGUUAAAAUCACGAUGUAGGGGGCAAACGUUGGAGCUGCUCGCUGCCGCGCUCGGCGCUUCUCUCUCGCUGUUUUUCCUCUCUGACUGGCCUGCUGGGCCGCCCGUCAUCUCAGCCGCCGCGCAGCCGCGGGCAAACGGGUCUGCGUCUGCUCUCGAAGCCGCCGAAUCCGCCAGAAGGCUUCAAGUUGAGAAGCUGAAACCUGCCACUCGCUCGCCUCCGCUGGGGCAUCAUGCGGCUGCCGAGGCGACCGCGAGACUCGACCCGAGCGCGCGCGCUUUGCCGUCCGUUUCUUUGCUCUUCGCGCGAAAGUUCAGCGGAAGAGCCGCGGAUGAGGCACAGCGGUGGGAGAGGCACGAAUUGAGUCCUGGCGAGCCCAGACUUCAAGUUGGCGGCGCUGGCGGGACCGAGGGCAGAGGCCACGAUGAACCGAAAGCCGCAGCAGGCGAGCACCAGAACGCGCAGAAAGUCUGCCCUUCUGAUGCGCCUCUGCGCACGCUCUUCGCACACAUGCAUGCCGUCGCAGACCGUCGUCGAGAGCGAGAGGCGCGCGCGCGCCUCGUCGACCCCAGCGAGACUCUUCUUGUCCUGUGGGAUGCGGAGUGCCUCGCGCAGCUUCCCCGCCGCGUGGCGGCCCUAGCCGCGCAAUUGGACGCGGAGGAACGGGAUCUCGACGCGAUUCCGCUUCUCGGCGUCGAGAGCGAGAGGCCCUCCGCACCUCGCAGCUCCUUCUCCGCGCGCUCCGCUGCGCCUCCUCGCCAGCCAGCCGUUGUCUUUCGCAAGGGCGUUUUCUUCAGAGACCACGCAGCCGACCUCCGCCGCAGUGACCUGUCCGACGCCGCGCUCGAGGGCCGUGCGCUCGCCCUAAGCAUCCUCGCAGGCGCGCUUGGCGUGCGAGUCUCCGCGAAACUGGAAAAAGACGCUGCGCGAGAGGAACCGCCGGAAACAAAAAGCAGCGAGGACAGGGAGGACCCGGAGGACCCAGCUGCAUGCACAGCAGCGUGCAAACGCCUGAGGCGUCACUUCCUCUCCGCAGCCGCGAGGAUGCGCGCGUCGCUGUACACAGCCUUUCACAUCGAUGUGCUGCACAUCACUAACCUCCCUGCCGUCAUGGCCCGUUUAGGCCUCGCGACGGCGUCGGCGCUGCCGGCAUACCUGGCGCAGGCGCAUCUGCGUAUGCAUGCGAACCGCGCGAAAUUCGCAGAGGCCGCCCGGUGCAUGCAGAGCGUCUCGCCCGACUCUCCAGGCACGCCGCAGACUGCCCACGUCGAGGAAGGCCUCGUGAAAAACCCCGACUUUGAAAAGCAGUGGCAUCACUUGAGCGAGGUCGCGAACUUCUCCCUCUGGGCUGACAAAGCGUGGAGGGAGCUGCCGCCGCAAUCAGAAAGUCAGGUACCAGUUGUCGCCUUGAUCGAUACGGGCUGCGCCAAGCACGAGGACUACUGGAACACGCGGGAGAAGACAAGCGACGUCCUCUGGAAAAACGAAAACGAAGACUGCGAAAACGGACUCGACGACGACGAGAACGGCUACGUCGAUGACUGCUGGGGAUGGAAUUUCGCCGGCAACGAUAAGGAUGUCUUCGUCGACGACUCUGCGCAUGGAACGACCAUGGCGUCUCUGCUGGCGGCGAAGCGCCACGACGCCCAGCGCGGCGUCGGCGUGAUGAAGUUCGGCAAAGUCAUGUGCCUCAAAGCGGGCGCCAAAGGACGAAUCUACGCGAGCGCCGCCAUCGCGGCCAUUCAGUACGCCAUCCACCAAGGCGCAAAAAUCAGCGUCUUCGCGCACACCUUCUCCCAGAAGUCCGCGGCGCUCGAGGCCGUCUUCCAGUCCCUGGAGAAGCGAGAUCACUUGGUCGUCGCCAGUGCGGGGCUCGGGUCCUGCGAUCUCGAUGCAGACGAAGACUGCCGACUGUAUCCGGCGGCGUUUGCGCUUCCGAGUCUCCUCGUCGUCGGCGCGAGCAAGCUGACUGGCGGCGUCUGCUGCUCGAGCAACUGGGGCAAGAAGGCGGUGCAUGUCUUCGCGCCGGGGAAUCGCCUCUGGACAGGCACGAAUGUUGAUCACGCACGGCAGACGACGAACUGCGCGACGUGCGCGGCCUUUGCCUUUGGGUCCUCGGGCGCGGCAGCUCUGACGGCAGGCGCCGCCGCGAUGGUCUGGGGCUACCUGCGGCACGCGAAGCCCAUCGGAUGGACUUCCUCGAAAGAUAGAGAAAGCGUCCGCGUGAAAAAGGCCCUCGUGUACGGGUCGACGCCUUCUCGCCGGCUGGCAGGUGCGUGCGAAGCGAACGGGAUUGUCAACAUAUACAAGGCGAUGCAUUACUACGACUCCGUUCCUGCCCCGUUCAAGCCUGAGUUCGCCGACUACCCUUCGAUCUUCCAACUCAACUUCCCCCCCUUCUUCAAGUCUACGUCGCUGCCUGCCUACACGGCCACGAUCGCAACUCUCCUCAUCGCUGCGACAUCCGCCUCGCUCGCUGUGUGUGAACUGUCGCUGCUCGUCUCCUGA